AUGGGCAGGCCCGCAGGCAUUCAAGAGUUCAACAUCACCACGGCCAAACCCAAGGCUCAGGACCGUGUCAUUGCUUUGCCCGAAGAGCAGCUCAAGUUCUCCCAGCCGUGGCCCACCUCUCACAUCGCCGAGAAUGCCAUGAAGAUGUGCGAGAUCUUCAUCAUCACGUCGGAAGUGGUCGACCAGUUGUACGCCCAGAGGCCGAUCUGGACGGAACGCGAACGAGACGACCGAAUCACCCAAACCCACCUGCGACUGGUGAAAUGGUUUGAUGGCCUGCCGAAAAACCUCAAGAUCUCCGAGUCCAGCCUUCAACCUGCCCCGCCUUAUGUGUAUCAAAUGCAUCUCCAGUACCACGUCGCGAUCAUCCUUCUCCACCGCCCAUUCUUCCGAAUCCUAUAUCACAGCCAGACCAACGGCGAUUACGACCCAGAGGGCGGCGACGUGCACUCGCAAUCGUGCCAGGCGUCAGCGGCCAAGAUUGCCAACAUCUACCGCAUCUUCCGCGAGAAUUAUACCAACCGGUGUGUGCCCAUUUCUGCCGUCCACCCGGCCUUCACGGCGGCCAUCAUCCAUCUCCUCGACGUCAAGACUUGUAGUCCCGUCGGCCGGAACAAGGCGCGGCGCCGCCUGGACAUCUGCCUCACCAGCCUGCACGAGAUGAACAUCAAUUGGGACUGGGCCAAUCGCGCCAUCCGCGCCAUCCGCUCCUUGGCCGCGCAAUGGCAGGUCGACCUCAGUCCGUCGGCGGGCUUCUUGCGCGAGAUCAGCGAAGAGAGCCGAUUGCAGUUUCAGCGCUACGAGGAAUCGUGUCUACCGACCGGCUCCGGGCCAGGUGCCGAUGGUCAAUCUCAAGCCGCCCCGGUCAGGCCUGUCGAUCCCUUUGACGAGUUCUUCGAGGCUUGGACUUACGACCAGAUGGAUGGAGCGUUCAACUUCUUCGAUGACAAUUGA
Molecule: messenger RNA, 954 nt
Organism: Capronia coronata CBS 617.96
Lineage: Eukaryota; Fungi; Ascomycota; Eurotiomycetes; Chaetothyriales; Herpotrichiellaceae
Exons: 4
Coding region: 1-954 (317 amino acids)
Source: RefSeq, a predicted model, not a curated record